Lodderomyces elongisporus is the source of this 861-nucleotide messenger RNA. RefSeq lists its product as uncharacterized. Lineage: Eukaryota; Fungi; Ascomycota; Pichiomycetes; Serinales; Debaryomycetaceae. Gene Ontology annotation, molecular function: Atg8-family ligase activity. The transcript has a single exon. Gene Ontology annotation, biological process: C-terminal protein lipidation; autophagosome assembly; nucleophagy. The coding region runs from base 1 to 861 and encodes 286 amino acids. Gene Ontology annotation, cellular component: phagophore assembly site membrane; cytoplasm; Atg12-Atg5-Atg16 complex. The record is from RefSeq and is a predicted model, not a curated record.
AUGUCAAAACUCACAAGCAUUGAAGAAAAUAUAGAAAUAAAACGGAGAUUAUGGAAUGGAUCAAUUUCUUUGAAAAUUAUAAUUUCUAUUGUUGGAGAAUCUUCUGAAGAUGGAAUUACAAACGAAUAUGAAUAUUUAACGGAAGGAUAUAGGAACGCAUAUCUUCCUACUUUGUACCCAAACAUUGUCUCGUACAUUAAGAAGUUACCUACAGUUGCUUUCUCAAACAAUAGUCCGAUUUGGCUAGAGUACGAAGGUGUGCCGUUAAGGUGGAAUUUGCCCAUAGGUGUCCUUUACGAUCACCUAUAUCUCCCAGCAAAAUUUACCAACCAGUCAACACCUUGGACACUAGACCUCAAAAUUGCUAGCAGCACACUACCUUAUCCUUCAAAUUACAUUGUACCAUUUACAUAUAGUGCAGAAGAUGGCAGUGUAAAUUACACUAAAUCUAUCAAUGAAAUGCUUUUAAAUCAACUCAAGCAAUCGUGCUAUGUACUUAAUGGGACAGCAAAACCAAUUAUGCAACUCAAUGGACCAGAAACAGAACUGUUGUGCAACCUGGUUAUAACAAGAAACUUGAAAACAUACAACUUUUUCAACAACAAAAUCAUCAAACAGAUUCGAGGGAUUCCUGUACGAAUAUAUUUACCAAAUACGCAGUUAGUCGCGCAAGCUGCUGUUGACCCACAUAUACUCUUACAAGACUUGCUACUAGAACGGAUUCCUACCUUGAUGGAAGUUAGUGUGCCCAUUAUUCACGGCAUUGACGCAGGUCCAUUACUCAAAUUUCAAUUAAACGACAUUUGGCAUCAAUUUAAACACCCGGACAACGUAUUAUACAUUAGUAUACUUAUGCCUUAA